Molecule: messenger RNA, 897 nt
Organism: Periconia digitata
Lineage: Eukaryota; Fungi; Ascomycota; Dothideomycetes; Pleosporales; Periconiaceae
Source: the annotation of a GenBank genome assembly
AUGAACAACAUGCAUCAUAUUACUUCCCAAUACUCCGCAUUAGAAGCAUCCAGCACAUGUCUUAUCCGACUUUCAAACACCAGCUCCCGUCUUUGUUUUCCAUAUCCUUCUCCAUCAUCACACAUACUGCCGCGUUAUUAUCCAUCCAUCCAUCCAAACACCAGACCAAUAUCCCGUCUAUUAUCCAUCCACCUUCACCAUACCCCACGUCAUCAAUUCAUACACCACAGUACUGCCCGAGGAUCCUCCCCUCAUCCUACACGCUCUAGCCUCCGCGCAAAAAAAAAACUUACUGAACUACCAUCUAUAGAACUACUCGUACACAAUCUUCUCCAAGACGUAGUAGUCAACAGGCCAGGCUAUCAAAGACCAAACUAUAUGAUUUAAAAAAAAAUAAAAAUAAAAAAGCCAACAGCCAACAGCUCGUGUCGUUCCCGAGACCCCGGAAAAAAAACAGGAGUAAGUUACAAUGCAUACCUGCAUGUGGGUAUAUGCGGUCCCUGUCCCUAAUGUUUCGUAUCCUUGUUUCCAAUCCACCAACACCAACGUCUCUCGGUCCGGAAAAACCAACACGCAUACACAUCUAUUCAGACAAAAAAGCGAGCGUCGUCGUCGGUAAUUCGUACAAAACUCCCCGAUUAAAAAUCGCUUUGGCUAUGCACCAUUUGUCUUUUUUCUUUCUCCCCCGUGAUUGCUAGUUCUUUAUUUGUUGUUUGUUGUUGUUCGAUGGGAUGGGAUGGGAUGGGAUGGGAUGGUUUUGGGGGUCGGUUUUGCUUUGCUUCUGCGUUUUCACUCGUUUAUCAUGGUAUGCAUAAUACAUGGUACAAUUGAUAUUGUAGGUGUGUAUAUCGUGUUUGGGAGGGACAUGUUGGGACGCUCUGGCCUCGACUACUUAUG